AUGUCUGGGGGACCAGUCAGUGGGAGGCUGCUGAGGGUAACAGCCCGGGAGGCGCGGCGAGUGCGGCGGGGAAGGCUGAAGCCGGAGGCAGCAGGAGUCGCUGGGGACGUGCCCUGGCCCGGCCCAGGCAGGGAGUGCGGGGGACCCAGGCGGGACCUGCACCACCACCUGAUCCCAGACCUACAGGACCAGUUACACCCUGGGGUAACUGAUGGAAAAUAUGACUGUGGUCGGUCCGCUGUGAGUCAGCCGGCCGGAACCAGCCAGAAGGAGGAAGGGCAUUGCCGGGGCGGGGACUCGGGCUUUAAAGGCUCGUGCGCUGGCCAUUCUCGCAGUGCUCCCAGCCCCGGACCCAUGGCAGGUGCCCUCCGCGCGGCGCUCUUUCUCGGCGUCCUGGCUCAGCUACCGCCUGAUUUUCUUUGGGCGUCCCCGGUCGGUACCCACUCUCUUUGCCUCGACUUCACUGUCAAAUCUCAGUCCAGACCUGGGGAGUCCUGGUGUGAAGUGCAGGGCUCAGUGGAUAAGACCGCUUUCCUUCAGUAUGACUGUGAGAGCAAUAAGAUCAAACCUUUGGGUCACCUGGGAAAGGAGGUGAAUGCCACCAAAACAUGGACACAAUUGACAGAAAUGCUGAGAGAACUGGGGCAAGAUCUCAGGAUGAUUUUGCUUGACAUAAACUUGGAACAAAAGAUGGCCAGGGGUCAUCUCACCCUGCAGGCCAAGAUGUCUUGUCAGCUUGAAGGAAACAAUGACCUUGGUUCAUCCUGGAAUUUCAGCAUUGAUGGACAGCCAUCUCUCUGCUUAAAUGUGAUGCACAUGGAGUGGACAGUGAUUAAUCCUAGAGCCCGGGGGAUCAAGGAGAAGUGGGAGAAUGACAAAGAACUGAGAGAACAUUUAAGGAAGGUCUCCAUGGGAGAUUGCAAUCACUGGCUCAGGGAACUCUUAAAGCACUGGAAGAAAAUGCCAGCACCAACAUCAACAGUCCCAGUUACCAGCGGAUCUCCACGUACCUCAUCUGUUUCAGUGACCAGCUUAGUGGUCAUCAUUGUUUUAAUUUUAGUCGUCAUCAUCAUCAUCUUCAUGCCCAUCAAGUUCUAAAGGAAAUCAACAGGUGAAAGGUGAGGAAUAGUCUGUCCUCUGGCCUUUGGGUGGCACUGUCUCAGUCUGGUAGGACCUUGGGACAGGUGUGCCACCAGUUUCACCCAAGCCCCUGGCCACGGAUAUCUCUCCAG
Marmota monax (woodchuck) is the source of this 1232-nucleotide messenger RNA. Its product is annotated as retinoic acid early transcript 1E. Bases 1 to 1098 code for a protein of 365 amino acids. Gene Ontology annotation, biological process: immune response; antigen processing and presentation of endogenous peptide antigen via MHC class Ib; positive regulation of T cell mediated cytotoxicity. The record is from RefSeq and is a predicted model, not a curated record. The transcript is spliced from 5 exons. NCBI's taxonomy places the organism in Eukaryota, Metazoa, Chordata, Mammalia, Rodentia, Sciuridae. Gene Ontology annotation, cellular component: external side of plasma membrane.